AUGUCCAAAUCGAGCGACGCAUCAGAUAACAAGAUCUGGUUCAUCAGCGGCGUAUCCCUGGACAAGGCGCCAUGGCCGUCAAAUUUGAUCAUGUCCAAAGCUGUACUCCUGAACCCCAUUCACACAAGACAUAUUGACGGGGAACACGACGGCAAAAGCAGAGGCAACGAACUUGAGCAUCGCAAACGGCGCAUAUACGUCAAUCUAGUCGUAUUGUUUCGGAUAUUGAUCACUGCUCAACACUUGUCGUUCGACCAUGACAAUUUCUGGCAAUUCGUCCGUCUGAGCUGGGGCUGUAAUACCAGCGCACAGCAAACUGAGCAACUGGUUAGGACAUAUGUGGGCCGCCGCCUUGCAUAUGUCCGGUCUCCAAAGAUACGACACAAACACUGUGAUCUCCUGACAGAUCUGAUUGACGCAUGGAUUGAACGAGCCGAAGAUGUUCCCGUGUCAGGGUUGCCACCUGACCAUGUCAUUGCGGCCGAAUGGGAAGCUGUCAGAGAGGACUGGGACCAUCAAAUCACUGUUAACUAUCAGUCGCUGAUGAGGAGAGAUAAUAUACCACCUCUUCGGACGUUCUCUUGGGACGGAGAAACUUCAGCAACCUUGAUGAUCAAAGGUGACGCGUCGAGAUCCGGCAGGAGCAGCAGUAACAGCAAUCGUGAGCUGUUUCCAGCACGAUUCAUCAAGAAAGCUGAAGACGACGAACUCGAUUCGAAAGACGCGGUUAAGAAGUUAAGCAACGCCCCAGACACCAUCCCUGUUGGAUCAACAACAUCAACCCGAGAUUGCGACAUUUUGGAUGCGACCUUCACCCAACCAGAUCCAACCUCCGAAGAACAGGAAUCAUCCUCUUUGGUCAAAGAUGGAGGGCAAAGCGCACAGGAGACUACUCAAACACACGAGACUCGGCCAGGCAAUCCCGAAAGACGAGUUGUCGAGCAUCAUCAAGAAGCUCAAACCUUGGAUGACCUGGUGAAAUCUGUUCUACAGCCCAGCGACCUCUCACGCGACAUUCAAAAGGCGUACAACGAUCUCACCACCUUUACAGCUUCAGAGUACAAAAAUACGCUGGAGAAGCUGAACGGCAUUACCGGAGAACUAACUGCUCUCAGCAACCAAAUCGCCGAAUGUCGCCAAACUGCCCACAAAUUACAGCAGCAGCAAGAGAAGCAGGAGCAUGGUUAUGAGAACCAGUUCGAAACAGUCAGCGCAAAUCGGUUAAAUAAGAUGGAGGAUGCUCUCCUGUCUAACACGGUCUUGAUCAGCAACUGCAGAACCUUGGUUGAGUCUCACUGCCACGGCAAGGCUACCCCUGUUCACCAAUAA
This is a messenger RNA of Colletotrichum truncatum, 1329 nucleotides long. The record is from RefSeq and is a predicted model, not a curated record. NCBI's taxonomy places the organism in Eukaryota, Fungi, Ascomycota, Sordariomycetes, Glomerellales, Glomerellaceae.